This is a messenger RNA of Ipomoea nil (Japanese morning glory), 1690 nucleotides long. RefSeq names its product squalene synthase-like. Gene Ontology annotation, molecular function: squalene synthase [NAD(P)H] activity. Bases 184 to 1428 code for a protein of 414 amino acids. Gene Ontology annotation, biological process: lipid biosynthetic process; farnesyl diphosphate metabolic process. Lineage: Eukaryota; Viridiplantae; Streptophyta; Magnoliopsida; Solanales; Convolvulaceae. The transcript is spliced from 15 exons. The record is from RefSeq and is a predicted model, not a curated record. Gene Ontology annotation, cellular component: endoplasmic reticulum membrane.
UUGAAAGCCAUCGUUUCCGCACGCUCUAUAAAUCAACGACCCUCGAACUCGUGCCAACAUUCACGAGUGAUUGUGGAAUUUGGUAUCUUUCUCAGGCUCAGAAAGUCACAACUCACAAUUUUGAUUUGUAGCGGGGAGAUUGAUUGCGUCGUGUUUCUCUGCUAGGAAGCGGGUCAAAGAGGAAUGGGGAGUUUGGGAGCGAUGUUGAAGCAUCCGGACGAUGUGUAUCCGCUGAUAAAGCUGAAAAUGGCGGCGAGGCAGCUGGAGAAGCAGAUUCCCCCGCAGCCGCACUGGGGAUUCUGCUACAUCAUGCUCCGCAAGGUCUCUCGCAGCUUCGCUCUCGUCAUUCAGCAGCUUCCAAACGAGCUUCGCGACGCUGUGUGCAUUUUCUAUUUGGUUCUUAGAGCACUUGAUACUGUUGAGGAUGAUACAAGCAUUGCUUCAGAGGUUAAAGUACCUAUUUUGAUGGCUUUUCAUCGUCACAUAUAUGACCUUGAAUGGAAUUUUUCAUGUGGUACAAAGGACUAUAAAGUUCUCAUGGACCAAUUCCGUCAUGUUUCUACUGCUUUUCUAGAGCUUGGGAAGAACUAUCAGGAGGCAAUUGAGGACAUUACCAAGAGGAUGGGUGCAGGGAUGGCAAAAUUUAUAUGCAAGGAGGUGGAAACAGUCGAUGAUUAUGAUGAAUAUUGUCAUUAUGUUGCUGGGCUUGUUGGGUUAGGGUUGUCAAAACUUUUCCAUGCCUCAGGUAAAGAAGAUUUAGCUUCAGAUCAUAUCUCCAACUCAAUGGGUUUGUUCCUCCAGAAAACAAACAUCAUUAGAGAUUACCUUGAGGACAUUAAUGAGAUACCAAAGUCUCGAAUGUUUUGGCCCCGUCAAAUCUGGAGUAAAUAUGUCAAUAAACUUGAGGAUUUAAAAGAUGAGGAGAAUUCAGUCAAGGCAGUGCAGUGCCUGAAUGACAUGGUCACAAAUGCUUUAUCACAUGUAGAGGAUUGUUUGACUUACAUGUCUGCUUUGCGAGAUCCUUCCAUCUUUAGGUUUUGUGCUAUUCCACAGAUCAUGGCCAUCGGAACAUUAGCCAUGUGCUACAACAAUAUUGAAGUCUUCAGGGGUGUUGUAAAGAUGAGACGUGGUCUUACUGCUAAGGUCAUUGACCGGACCAAGACAAUGGCAGAUGUCUAUGGUGCUUUUUUUGACUUUUCUUGUAUGCUGAUGUCAAAGGUUGACUACAAUGAUCCUAGUGCAACCAAAACUGUGAAGAGGCUUGAAGCAAUUCUGAAGACUUGCAGGGAGUCUGGAACCUUGAAUAAGAGGCAAUCUUACAUUAUUAUGAGGAGGAGCAAGCCCAAUUACUCUCCAGCUUUGAUUGUCUUCUUUAUCAUUCUGGCUGUUCUUGUGUACCAUUUUGGAAACCAGCGUACUUUCGCAUGAAUGAUGUUAUUAGGAGAUUAAAAGGAAGUAUUAAGCUCACCUUUUCACUAUCCCUAUAAGCUUGCAGGAAACCAGCAGAAUAAAGAAGUGUGUUCUUUGGUUUCUAUUAGUAUUUUGGGUCAUAUUAUGAUGUAAAGCUCACAUGCUAGUUAUUACAGUACUUAUUACAACAUUAUAGUAGGUUUCUCGUUGUGCUGUGCUGUGCUGUCCAGAUGUUAUGUUAAAAUGACAAUACGAUAAAGGUGGUCUUUUUUCUUCAAAA